AUGUCCUCAGCUGGGCAUGCAUUCGAGUCGCCGCAAGGGUCGGCCGAGCGAGAACCGGAGCGACGGAGGGAAGGAAGGAAGCAGCUCAGGAGAAUCAGCGGCAGACAGGAUCCAGACGCAGUGACCUACAUCAGCCUGGGAAGAGAGAGGGAUUCUGAGGAGAGGAGAGAUGGGGAAAGGGAUGGGGAGGGGGCAGUUGAGGAUACAUGGAAGCCAAAUGUUAUUCAAUGGUGUGGAGUGGUGCACACGGGGGGGGGGGGGGGGGGGGGGGGGGGAGAGAUGUAA
Molecule: messenger RNA, 285 nt
Organism: Knipowitschia caucasica
Lineage: Eukaryota; Metazoa; Chordata; Actinopteri; Gobiiformes; Gobiidae
Source: the annotation of a GenBank genome assembly